UGUCUAUUGCCUAGAAGGCAGGGCCGUGGGAGGAGUACGUAUUUUGUAGAUGUGAUUGGCUGGCGCCUUUUCGUGUUGGCGCGGGAGAGUAAGAGCUUCUGUGUGUGUGUAUAUAUAAAUUUCCGGGUGCUGCUGGGGCAGCAGUCGCACAGCUGAGAUAUGGAUGCCAGGACUACCAAUCCUGCUGCAGUGACCUUUCCUUUCCCUUUUGAGCCGUACCCAAUCCAAGAGCAGUUCAUGACGGAACUUUAUCAAGCAUUGGAGGCUGGCAAGGUUGGCAUUUUUGAGAGUCCAACAGGAACGGGAAAAUCUCUGAGUCUGAUCUGCGGGGCCCUGACCUGGCUUCAGGAUUUUGAGGAGAGAAAGAGACAAGAAGAGGCUCAAACACUUUCUGCAGCAGAAACUGAGACAAAAGAUAAAGACCCACUAGUCUCCACAGAACUGGAUUGGAUCACUCAGUUCGUACAAAAGAAAGAGGAGAUGGAUAUGAAGAACAAGAUAAAGGAGGAACAUCUGCGGAGAAAAAGGAGAGAGGAGCGUUUGGAACAAAUGAGACACAAUGUUCAGCUGAAGUUCGCUUCAAAGAGGAAGAGGGAGGAAGAGGAUGAGACAAUGCGCCUUCUGCAGCUCAGUCAGCAGAUACUUUCCGGUGGAGGGGAGAAGGAAGCAAUUGAACUGGAUAAGGAAGAAGAAGGACUGCUCCUUGCUGAAUAUGAAAGUGAUGAGGAGACAAAGAAAGGGCCAGAGAUUGAGGAAGAAGAGGAUUUGGAAGAAGAACAUGUGACCAAGAUUUACUACUGCAGUCGAACACACUCACAGCUCUCCCAGUUUGUUCAUGAAGUUCAGAAGAGUCCAUUUGGCAAGCAGACAAGGCUGGUGUCUCUUGGAUCUCGACAGAAUAUGUGUGUCAAUGAAGAUGUUCGGAGGCUGGGAACUGUGCAGCUUAUCAAUGAUCGGUGCAUGGAGAUGCAAAAGAACAAACAUGAGAAGAAAACCGAGGAGCCAGAAGGGAAGAAAAAGCGGGAGAGCCGCGCCAUGUGUCCAUUCUAUUGCUAUGAGCAAAUGCAGUUCUUACGAGACGAGACAUUAGUUGAAGUUAAGGAUAUUGAGCAGCUGGUGUCUCUGGCCCGGGAGUUGAAAGCAUGUCCUUACUAUUCAAGCCGCUAUGCCAUACCAGCUGCACAGGUUGUGGUUCUGCCGUAUCAAAUGCUCCUCCAUGAAUUAACAAGGAAAGCUUCAGGAAUCAAACUGAAGGAUCAGGUGGUGAUUAUUGACGAAGCUCAUAAUCUGAUUGAUACCAUCACUUGCAUUCACAGUUCUCAGGUAUCGGGUGCUCAGCUGUGCCAGGCUCACUCCCAGCUGACGCAGUACAUGGACAGAUACAGGAGCCGUCUCAAAGCCAAAAAUCUCAUGUAUGUAAAGCAGAUUCUGUUCCUUCUGGAGAAGUUUGUGCAGGUUAUGGGAGGUAAUGUCAAACAGAACCCCUGCUUUCAGAAGGUGCCUCAGGAUGGAACCACACUGAAAUCUAUCAACGACUUUCUGUUUCACAGUCAGAUCGACAACAUCAAUUUGUUCAAGGUCCAACGAUACUGCAUGAAAAGCAUGAUUAGUAGGAAGCUUUUUGGAUUCGUGGAAAAAUUUAAAGGGACAGAAACUUGUCUUUCGAUCAAAGAGAGACAAAAAGCAGGAGGCCUUCAGCAGUUUCUGCAGGAUCUCAACCAAAAGUCACGGCAUGCAGCUGAUGCACCUGUGGGGGUCCUCGAAGAUGCAGAGAUUGGGCAACCUCGAACAGCGUCUCCCCUCAUGCAGAUUGAAGGAUUCCUCUCUGCGCUAACCAAUGCCAACCAGGAUGGCAGAGUCAUCUUACAGCUGCAAGGUACUGUGGCUCAGAGCAGCCUGAAGUUCCUAAUGCUGAAUCCAGCAGUGCAUUUUGCUGAGGUCCUCAAAGAGUGUCGAUCUGUCAUCAUUGCGGGAGGAACCAUGCAGCCGGUUUCAGAUUUUAAACAGCAGCUGCUUAUUUCAGCCAGUCUGAGCCCAGAGAAGAUCACAGAGUUUUCCUGCGGUCAUGUAAUCCCUGCUGAAAAUAUACUACCCAUAGUGCUUUGUAGUGGGCCAACCAAUCAGCAGCUAGAAUUCACCUAUCAAAAGAGAGAUUUACCUGAGAUGAUGGAUGAAACUGGUCGAAUCCUUACAAACCUGUGCAACGUUGUUCCUGGUGGGCUUGUCUGCUUCUUUCCCUCCUAUGAUUACCAGAAACAUAUUCAGGAGCACUGGGAAAAGUCAGGGCUGUUAAAACGACUGGCUUUAAAGAAAAAGAUAUUUCAGGAACCUAAGCGAGCAAAUCAGUUGGAUCAGGUUUUGGCUGAAUAUUCCAAAUGCAUCAAGAACUGCCGUCAGUUUGGGGGAGCCUUAAAUGGAGCCUUGCUCUUCUCUGUGGUUGGAGGGAAAAUGAGCGAAGGGAUUAACUUCUCUGAUGACCUGGGCAGGUGUGUUGUGAUGGUGGGAAUGCCUUAUCCAAACAUCCGAUCCCCAGAGCUUCAAGAGAAGAUGUCCUAUCUAGAUAAAACCCUGCCCAAGACAGAGGGAGUAUCUGCAGGCAGAGUCCUCAUUGAGAAUCUUUGCAUGAAAGCUGUGAAUCAGUCUAUUGGAAGAGCCAUCCGACACCGCAGGGAUUAUGCCAGCAUUGUGCUGUUAGAUCACAGGUAUUCCCGUCCAGCCAUCCUUGGAAAGCUUCCUCAGUGGAUCCGAAGCAGUACGCAGGUCAAACCAAACUUCGGCGCAGCAUUUGCAACAAUAAGAAAGUUUUUCCAGCAAAAGAAAAGCGAUUCUGUUUCAAGCUCCUGAGCAGCUGAUUCCUCUCUUGUGUACAGAUUUAUGUUUCUAUUUAUUAAAAGAAAUGGUUUGUA
This is a messenger RNA of Xenopus laevis (African clawed frog), 2906 nucleotides long. RefSeq names its product DEAD/H-box helicase 11 L homeolog (gene ddx11.L). Gene Ontology annotation, biological process: establishment of sister chromatid cohesion. The transcript has 27 exons. The record is from RefSeq and is a predicted model, not a curated record. The coding region runs from base 160 to 2844 and encodes 894 amino acids. Gene Ontology annotation, cellular component: spindle pole; centrosome; nucleolus. Lineage: Eukaryota; Metazoa; Chordata; Amphibia; Anura; Pipidae. Gene Ontology annotation, molecular function: ATP binding; nucleic acid binding; hydrolase activity.